Messenger RNA from Neltuma alba, 4761 nucleotides. Its product is annotated as ABC transporter C family member 14. Gene Ontology annotation, biological process: transmembrane transport. NCBI's taxonomy places the organism in Eukaryota, Viridiplantae, Streptophyta, Magnoliopsida, Fabales, Fabaceae. Gene Ontology annotation, cellular component: membrane. The record is from RefSeq and is a predicted model, not a curated record. The transcript is spliced from 11 exons. Bases 175 to 4665 code for a protein of 1496 amino acids. Gene Ontology annotation, molecular function: ABC-type transporter activity; ATP hydrolysis activity; ATP binding.
CCCGCACUGUGCAUUAUUCAUUCACUCAUUCAUCAUUUUGCUGCCUUUUAUUUCAUGUUUUGGAUGUGUGCUCUUGUACGCUCCAAUCCCUCAUUGCAUGAAAUCCGACAGUGAUUCCUUUGCUGUAGGACCCCAGAGCUAGAGAGGAAGACAGAAAUUUUCACAUCUUUCACCAUGCCUUCUCCUUCAUGGCUCACAAGCCUUACUUGUUCAUCUUCCUCCAUGGAAUUCUCUUCCUCUUCACAACUCUUACAUUGGUUCUCCUUCAUCCUCCUAUCUCCAUGUCCUCAACGAGUGUUGUUUUCCUCGGUUGAUCUCUUCUUCUUGCUGAUUCUUUUAGUCUUCUCCCUUCGGAAAUUCUGUUAUCGACCCACUUCUUCUGCUGACACCAGCUCAUCCAUAGCUAGACCCCUUCUGUUUGAAAAGGACUUAAACCACAAAGUUACUUCCUUUUUCCAUUUUCCUCUUUUUCUAAUCAUUCUGUUGGCAAUUGCUUACGUGGUCUUAAGCGUCUUAACCUUCACUCACACCUCUCAGACUUCAUGGAAACUGAUCGAAGCUCUGUUCCGGGGUUCUCAAGCAAUAACCAACGUAGUGGUUGUCCUUGUGAUGGUGAAAGAGAAGAAGGUUAAAGAUACUAAACACCCUUUGUCACUCAGAAUCUACUGGGCAGCAAAUUUUGUUAUUUCUUGCUUAUUCGUUGCUUCGGCCAUUUAUCGAUUGGCAAACAUCGGUGCAGCAAACUUGGAGUUCAAUUUGAAAAUUGACGAUAUACUCUCGAUUGUAAGUCUUCCCUUGGCUGUUUAUCUAUCAAUAGUAGCUGUUAAAGGGUCAUCGGGGAUUCAUGUAGUCAAAAGACCAGAUUUUGAUUCGAGGUCAGCAGAACCAUUGUGCCAGAGGCUUCUAACGGAAGAGAAUUUGAGUCCUUACGCUUAUGCUUCCUUGUUCUCCAAAAUGGUGUGGCUGUGGAUGAACCCUCUGCUCCAAAAAGGCUACAAGUCACCUCUUAAACUUGAUGAUGUGCCUUCACUUCCUCCUGAGUUUCGAGCUGAAAAAAUGUCAGAGCUUUUUGCGACGAAUUGGCCGAAGCCAGAGGAAAGUUGCAAACAUCCAGUAGGUAUCACACUAGUCAGAUGCUUUUGGAAACAAGUAGUUUUCACUGGCGGUCUGGCUGUCAUUCGACUUGCGGUUUCCUUUGUGGGGCCAGUGCUUAUUCAAAAAUUUGUUGAUUACACCUCAUUGAAAGGAAGCCCUGCCUCCCAUGGACUUGGUUUGGUAUUGAUCCUGCUUCUGGCUAAAUCAGUUGAAGUCCUCAGUACCCACCAGUUCAAUUUUCACUCUCAGAAACUGGGUAUGCUAAUUCGUUCCAGCCUCAUCACUUCUUUAUACAAAAAAGGCUUGAGAUUGUCAAGCUCUGCGAGGCAGGCUCAUGGGGCUGGACAGAUUGUGAAUUACAUGGCUGUGGAUGCUCAGCAGUUAACUGAUAUGAUGUCGCAGCUGCAUUGUAUUUGGUUGACGCCUUUACAAAUUGCAGCUGCUUUGGUUUUGAUCUACUGCUAUCUUGGCUUGUCCACAUUUGCGGCCAUGCUUGGGACCAUUGCAAUGUUUGCUUACGUACUACUGGGUUCAAAAAGGAACAAUACUUUCUCGUACAGUAUAAUGGUGAAUCGUGAUUCCAGGAUGAAGGCCAUGACUAAUAUGCUUAAUAAUGUGCGUGUCAUCAAGUUCCAAGCAUGGGAGGAGCAUUUUGGCAGCAAGAUACGAAAUUUUCGUGAGUUGGAGUAUCAUUGGAUUGGGAAGUUCAUGUAUGCUUUUGCUACCAACAUUGGGGUUCUCUGGGUUUCUCCUACUAUGAUAGCAGUUCUUACCUUUGGAGCAGCAAUUCUUCUGGGAUUUCAUCUUGAUGCUGGCACUGUGUUUACAGUAAUGUCAGUGAUCAAAAUACUGCAAGAACCAGUUAGGAUGUUCCCUCAAGCUCUUGUUUCCAUCUCACAAGCAAUCGUCUCCCUUGGGAGGUUGGAUGAGUACAUUAAAAGUGGGGAGUUGGAUGAAAGUUCGGUAGAGAGAGUAGAAGACAAUAACAGUAACGUAGCUGUGGAAAUAAAAGAAGGGUCUUUCUCAUGGGAUGAUGAAGGAGAGAAGGUGGCUCUGGAAGUUUCAGAGCUGGAAAUAAAGAAUGGGGCUCUCGCUGCAGUUGUUGGAACUGUUGGAUCAGGAAAGUCUUCACUAUUGGCUUCGGUGUUAGGGGAAAUGCACAAGAUCUCAGGACAGGUCAGAGUAGGUGGGAAAACAGCUUAUGUAGCACAGACUGCGUGGAUCCGGAAUGCGACGAUUGAAGAGAACAUAUUGUUUGAAUUACCGAUGGAUAGGGAGAAAUACCGGGAAACCAUCAGAGUGUGUUGCCUGGAAAAGGAUCUUGAGAUGUUAGAACAUGGAGACCAGACUGAGAUUGGAGAAAGGGGUAUAAACCUCAGCGGUGGCCAAAAGCAACGCGUACAACUUGCUAGAGCUGUGUAUCAGGACUGUGACAUCUAUCUCCUUGACGAUAUAUUUAGUGCCGUUGAUGCUCAAACUGGAACCUUUAUCUUUAAGGAAUGUGUUAUGGGAGCUCUCAAGGACAAGGCAAUUAUCCUUGUAACCCACCAAGUUGACUUCUUGCAUAAUGUGGACCUCAUAGCAGUCAUGCGAGAUGGGAAGAUCGUGCAACGCGGAAAGUACAAAGAACUUCUGGAAUCUGGCCUGGAUUUUGGCGCACUUGUGGCUGCUCACGAAGCCUCUAUGGAACUUGUAGAAAGGACUGACACAUCUGGUUGCGCUUCUGGUCCACCUUCAAAACAAGGGGAAAGCAGUGAGAAAAUAAACUCCCAAGAGGAAGACAAGUCUGAUUCUGAUAAGGGAACAUCAAAGCUCAUUGAAGAUGAGGAGAAAGAAACCGGCCGAGUCAAUUUCCAAGUAUACAAACAAUAUUGCACCGAAGCAUAUGGAUGGUGGGGAGUAGCAGUAGUCCUGCUAAUGACUCUAAUUUGGACUGCAGCUAUGAUGGCUGGAGACUACUGGCUGGCAUUUGAAACUUCAAAAGAUCGCUCCUUUAAUCCCACUCUAUUCAUUGGCGUGUACGCCGGUAUUGGAGUUAUUUCAUGCAUAAUGGUCAUAAUCAGAUCGUACGUAGUAACACAUUGGGGUCUAAAGACAGCUCAGAGCUUCUUCACUGGAAUGCUUCAAAGUAUUCUCCACGCACCAAUGUCAUUCUUUGAUACCACUCCUUCUGGCAGAAUUCUUAGUCGUAUGUCUGCGGAUCAACUCUUUAUCGAUAUAGUAAUUCCGAUGUUCAUCGGCAUGGUCAUGAUGACGUACCUCUCAUUACUUAGCAUCUUCUUCGUCACUUGCCAAAAUGCUUGGGAGAUUGUCUUCCUUAUUCUUCCAUUGAUUUGGCUCAACAACUGGUACCGGAAAUAUUACCUUGCAUCUUCUCGGGAAUUGACUCGGCUUGAUUCUAUUGCAAAAGCUCCUGUGAUUCAUCAAUUUUCAGAGACCAUUUCUGGUGUCAUGACAAUCCGUGGCUUUAGGAAACAAGGCGCAUUUUGUGAGGAAAAUAUAAAUAGGGUGAAUGCAAACUUGAGGAUGGAAUUCCACAACAAUGGAUCAUAUGAAUGGCUUGCUUUCCGCUUAGACCUGCUUGGAGUGGUUUUCCUUUGCAUUGCCACAAUGCUUAUGAUCUUUUUGCCAAGUGCUAUCAUGAAGCCAGAAUAUGUUGGUUUGUCUCUAUCCUAUGGCCUGACUCUGAGUGGUGUUAUGGCAAUUUCCGUAACUUUGACUUGCCAAGUUGAGAACAAAAUGGUUUCAGUCGAAAGAAUAAAGCAGUUCUCCAAUAUUACACCAGAAUCUCCAUGGAGAAUCCCUGAUGGCCUUCCACCGCACAAUUGGCCCACUCAUGGCUGCAUCAAGUUACAGGAUUUGCAGGUUCGGUAUCGGCCAAAUACACCGCUCAUUCUGAAGGGAAUCACGCUAAGCAUUCAAGGAGGAGAGAAGAUUGGGAUAGUAGGGCGUACUGGGAGUGGGAAAUCAACGCUAGUGCAGGUGUUAUUCAGACUGGUUGAGCCUUCGUAUGGGAAAAUAGUGAUCGAUGGCAUCAACAUUUGCACCCUGGGACUUCAUGAUCUCAGGUCUCGCUUUGGUAUCAUUCCACAAGAGCCUGUUCUCUUUGAAGGAACUGUAAGAAGCAACAUAGACCCAAAUGAAUUGUAUUCCGAUGAAGAAAUCUGGAAGAGCCUCGAGCGGUGCCAACUGAAGGACGUAGUGGCUGCAAAGACCGAGAAACUGGAUGCUUCAGUGGUGGAUGGCGGAGACAAUUGGAGUGUGGGGCAGAGGCAGCUGUUAUGUUUGGGAAGGGUAAUGCUGAAACGCAGCCAAAUACUAUUCAUGGAUGAGGCAACAGCAUCAGUUGAUUCCCAAACUGAUGCUGUAAUUCAGAAGAUCAUCCGGGAGGACUUUAAAAAAUGUACCAUUCUCAGUGUUGCUCACAGAAUACCCACUGUUAUGGAUUGUGAUAGGGUUCUGGUUAUAGAUGCAGGAUAUGCAAAGGAAUUUGAUAGGCCGGAGAGAUUGCUGGAAAGGCCCUCACUUUUUGGUGCAUUGGUCCAGGAGUACUCUAACAGAUCAUGUUAGUUAUGAAUCCUCUUUAAUCAUUAUGCAUGCUUUGACUCUGCCAGCGCGCCACAUUCAUGUUUCUUUGAAUAAGCUGCCAAUGUCGGAGACAUCAUC